UUAAAAAGAAAAUAGAAAGAGAAAACUCAGACAUAUCUGAUACGAUUCUCUUCUCCCCUUACCGGUGAUGGCGGCCUCUACUUGCAGACCGUACGCUUAUUCUCAGCGCAAGUCUCUUGCUUCAUCCUCUCGCCCUUCUUACACCUCGACCUCAUCGAGAUUCACCUUCAACUUCUCCAAAUUUACUCCUCGGCCGCCCUCCAAAUCCCCUCUUUCUCUCUCCUGCACGCUCACUAGGGAUCCGGCUAUCCAAAUGGAGGACCCGGCUCAGUGGCUGAGACCCGAUUCCUUCGGUCGGUUUGGCAAAUUUGGCGGGAAAUACGUACCGGAAACUCUAAUGUAUGCGCUCACCGAGCUCGAAUCCGCCUUUCAUUCACUCUCUGCUGAUGAUGUUUUUCAGAGAGAAUUGGCGGGGAUUUUGAAGGACUACGUUGGAAGGGAGAGUCCUCUGUAUUUCGCGGAGCGGCUCACGGAGCAUUACAGGCGUGCCAAUGGCGAAGGUCCGGUCAUUUACCUCAAGAGGGAAGAUCUUAACCAUACGGGAGCUCACAAGAUUAAUAAUGCUGUUGCUCAAGCUCUGCUUGCCAAGCGCUUGGGGAAGAAGCGCAUUAUUGCUGAGACUGGAGCUGGUCAGCAUGGAGUGGCAACGGCUACCGUUUGCGCGAGGUUUGGAUUGGAGUGCAUUAUCUACAUGGGUGCCCAAGAUAUGGAGAGGCAGGCGCUUAAUGUCUUCAGAAUGCGACUUCUUGGGGCUGAGGUCAGGGCAGUUCAUUCUGGGACAGCCACCCUGAAGGAUGCUACAUCGGAAGCUAUAAGAGACUGGGUGACUAAUGUGGAGACGACCCAUUAUAUUUUAGGGUCUGUUGCUGGGCCUCAUCCAUACCCCACAAUGGUGAGACAGUUUCAUGCUGUUAUUGGUAAAGAAACAAGAGCACAAGCUUUGGAAAAAUGGGGUGGAAAACCAGAUGUGUUGGUUGCAUGUGUUGGUGGAGGUUCGAAUGCUAUGGGGCUUUUCCAUGAAUUUGUCAAUGACAAGGAUAUUAGGUUGAUUGGCGUGGAGGCUGCAGGUUUUGGCUUGGAUAGUGGCAAACAUGCUGCCACUUUGACCAAAGGGGAAGUGGGAGUGCUGCAUGGAGCUAUGAGCUAUUUGUUACAGGAUGAAGAUGGCCAAAUAAUUGAGCCUCACUCUAUUAGUGCUGGCUUGGAUUACCCUGGAGUUGGGCCUGAGCACAGUUUUCUGAAAGAUGCAGGACGUGCUGAAUAUUACAGUGUUACAGAUGAUGAAGCAUUGGAAGCUUUCAAGAGACUCUCACAAUUGGAGGGGAUAAUCCCAGCUCUGGAAACAUCCCAUGCAUUAGCUUAUCUGGAGACACUGUGCCCGACUCUCCCUAAUGGAACGAAGGUCGUGGUUAACUGCAGUGGCAGAGGGGAUAAGGAUGUCCAGACAGCCAUAAAGCACCUGCAAGUUUGAUCACUUGUGCAACUGCAUGUUGCCAUUCGUGUAACUUAGUCGGGUGAAUUAUGAACGAUUACCUCAUUUUUACUGAGAAGGUCCAGAAGUCUUAGCCUUAGGUUCUUCAUAUCUGUGGGGUAAUUUUAUUUGGCAGUUGAAGCUUGAUAGACAUUUUUGUCUCUCUCUCUCUCUCUCUCUUUCUCUCUCUUUGGAGAUCUUUGUGUACCAAUCUUGUCUGUGUUGUUGGAUUCAUUUCGCAAUAAGACACCGGUUGCUGUGUUUUGAAGUUGA
Carica papaya (papaya) is the source of this 1744-nucleotide messenger RNA. RefSeq names its product tryptophan synthase beta-subunit 1 (gene TSB1). Gene Ontology annotation, biological process: L-tryptophan biosynthetic process. Gene Ontology annotation, cellular component: chloroplast stroma; cytoplasm. The record is from RefSeq and is a predicted model, not a curated record. NCBI's taxonomy places the organism in Eukaryota, Viridiplantae, Streptophyta, Magnoliopsida, Brassicales, Caricaceae. Gene Ontology annotation, molecular function: tryptophan synthase activity.